Messenger RNA from Patella vulgata (common limpet), 1219 nucleotides. RefSeq lists its product as uncharacterized. The coding region runs from base 171 to 884 and encodes 237 amino acids. Gene Ontology annotation, molecular function: chitin binding. The record is from RefSeq and is a predicted model, not a curated record. The transcript has 4 exons. NCBI's taxonomy places the organism in Eukaryota, Metazoa, Mollusca, Gastropoda, Patellidae. Gene Ontology annotation, cellular component: extracellular region.
UGACGUUUUAAGAAGUGAUUUAGAUAAAUUUGUCAAAACGUUCAAAUAUUUUGUCAGUUUCCUGCAUGAAGAGGACAUACACACGGCUGUAAAUGCUGUGAAGUGCACUUAAUGGUACAAUUCGAAGACACCACCUAUUAAAGAAGAACCUGCUUUAAGAUCUAAUAAAAAUGGCAGAACCCAGUUGGAAACUUGUAUGGCUGACGUUACUUCUACUACCAACAGUUAUUUCCUAUAAAUGUGUCCAGAGAUCUUCUCGGGAUAUUCGCCCUGAUCCGAGAGAUUGUUCUAUGUUUUAUAUAUGUAUAUCUGGUUCAAUCUACAAGUAUAGCUGCCAGCACAAUGUGUAUGACCCUUAUACAGCUUCUUGUGUUCCUAAACAUUCAAAACACGAUACAUGUUCUAAAGUGGAUGGAAGAACACAACAAUGGGCACAAAAACGUUGUCCACCGAUUUCAACAUCCCUUUUACCACAUCCUACAAAUUGUGCUCAAUUUUACAAUUGUUCAAAAUCGGCCAUGGAAUUGGGAUGGGAAGAUAACUUGCAGGAAUGUCCAUACCCUCAGCUGUAUAACGUACAACGGAAACGGUGUGAACAUUAUAGUAUGGUUCAGUGCGACAGUCGUAAAGAACCAUUCUCUCAGUGUGAUUAUAUGAUCAAUCAAUGUCGGACAUCACACUGCAUACCUUGUUCAGUUCGUUACCCUUCUUGUGUAGGACUUCCCGAUGGUCUGAACGUAUGGAAGGAUCGCAGCGAGAGUCCAUAUUUUGUGGUCUGCAAAGGUAACCGAGCGGUUUAUACUGGAUCGUGUGGAUCAAGACCUUUUACUCAGAUAUUUGACAGUAGAAAGCGAAUGUGUGUAGACAAACAAUCUCUUAUCUAAACCGGAAAACAUACAUUAACACAUUAGUUAAUACCACAGAUUGUAAUACUUCUUUGAGAUUUGUAAUUCAAACCAUGUAUAUAAUAAAUAUACGGAUUGACUGAAUGUCAAGUUCUGUUGAUGAACGACAAGCUGAACAAGAGUUUUGUUUUGGACAACCAGUGCUACAUUAAUAACAAUGGAAUUGAGUUUAACGUUCUAGAUUUCUACACCAACCGGGCUAAUGAUACAUUAAUCAAAAUGACAUUCGGUUUAACAUCGUAGGUUUCUGCACCAAUCUGUUACACAUAUAAAUACAUGUACGAGCAUGUUCAACCAGGGGCGUGAGUGUUCAA